Molecule: messenger RNA, 1536 nt
Organism: Akanthomyces muscarius
Lineage: Eukaryota; Fungi; Ascomycota; Sordariomycetes; Hypocreales; Cordycipitaceae
Exons: 3
Coding region: 1-1536 (511 amino acids)
Biological process (GO): N-glycan processing; carbohydrate metabolic process
Cellular component (GO): Golgi membrane; endoplasmic reticulum
Molecular function (GO): mannosyl-oligosaccharide 1,2-alpha-mannosidase activity; calcium ion binding
Source: RefSeq, a predicted model, not a curated record
AUGAAGGUCACAAUCAGUGGUAGCGUCCUUUUGGGCCUUGCAUCUCAUGCACUCGCUGCUCCGGCGAGUGCACAGUCGGACGCCCAAGCUGCCGACUCGCGAGCUCAGGAAGUCAAGAGUGUUUUCCAGGAAUCCUGGGCGGGAUACUACCGCUAUGCGAAGGGACACGACGAGCUCCACCCUCAGCGCAAGAACUGGGAAGACGAUCGAGAUGGCUGGGGCCUGACUGCCUUUGAUGCUCUCAGCACAGCCAUUGUUAUGCGCGACAACACCACGGUAGCCAAUAUUCUCGACAUCAUUUCUAAAGUGGAUUUUAGCACUACGAAGAAACAGAAUGACAGAAUCUCUGUCUUUGAGACUACCAUUCGCUACCUUGGCGGCAUGGUUGCCUCUUAUGACCUUCUCACCGGCCCCUACAGCGACCUUUUGAAUGGCAAGAGUGCCAAGCUGCUGUUGGAUCAGGCCAAGACCCUUGCGGAUGGCCUGUCUGUUGCAUUCGAUACUCAGACUGGUAUUCCCGACCCCACGGUCUACUUCAACCCCAGUAAGAGAAAGAGUGGCACCAACCGCAACAAUGCUGCCGAGAUUGGCACUCUGAUCCUUGAGUGGACGCGCCUCAGUGACCUGACUGGCGAUGGCAAGUAUGCCAAAUUGGCUCAGAAAGCCGAGGACUAUCUCCUUCGGCCGACUGGUGCACCUGAAGCAUGGCCUGGUCUGAUUGGCACUUGGGUUGGCAUCAACGACGGCAAAUUCCAGGAUAGCAACGGUGACUGGGCCUCCUACAUGGACAGCUUUUACGAGUACCUCAUCAAGAUGUACCUGUUUGACCCCAAGUCAUUCUCCGAGCACAAGGAUCGAUGGGUCAAGGCUGCCGACUCGACCAUUGCCCACCUCGCGUCUCACCCGUCCACCCGAUCUGAUCUCACAUUCCUCAAGUCCUACAGCGGCCAAAACACCAAGGCCGAGUCGGAGCACCUGGCUUCCUUUGCAGGCGGCAACUUUAUCCUGGGCGGCAUCCUCCUCAACGAGGACAAGUACAUCAACUUUGGCCUGCAGCUGGCCGAGUCGUACUACCAGACAUACAAGACGCCGAGCGGCAUCGGCCCCGACGGCUUCCAGUGGGUGGACGCGCAGCAGGGCGGCAGCAGCCCGCCGGGCGACCAGGCGGCGUUCUACAAGACGUCGGGCUUCUGGGCCUCGUCGCCGGGCUGGGGCCUCAACCCGGAGACGAUGGAGUCGCUGUACUAUGCGUACCGCGUGACGGGCGACCGCAAGUACCAGGACAUGGCGUACGAGGGCUUCCGCAACAUGAAGCGCGUGUGCAAGUCGGGCGCCGGCUACUCGGACAUCAACAACGUCAUGGACAAGAACGGCGGCGGCUUCAACGACCGCAUGGAGAGCUUCUGGCUGGCCGAGACGCUCAAGUACAUGUACCUCAUCUUUGUCGAGGACAGCCCCGUGCACGUGCGCGGCAAGGGACAGAAGACGGACUUUGUGUUUAAUACAGAGGCGCAUCCGAUUCGCGUGCGUCAUUAG